Filobasidium floriforme is the source of this 603-nucleotide messenger RNA. RefSeq lists its product as uncharacterized. The transcript has 2 exons. The coding region runs from base 1 to 603 and encodes 200 amino acids. NCBI's taxonomy places the organism in Eukaryota, Fungi, Basidiomycota, Tremellomycetes, Filobasidiales, Filobasidiaceae. The record is from RefSeq and is a predicted model, not a curated record.
AUGUCUGCACAAGCGAUCCGUUGGUUGAAAAGCGUCGACAAGUAUACCCAAGCUCAAGAGACCUUGCUGCUACGCUUUCCCAUCGACGAUCGACCGUCUCUGCUCGAAGUGCAGCCAUCAUCCGCACCCGAGCUGUUUGCCCUCGCUCGGUACUACAAGAUGGUCGCCGAGUUUCUGGAUUACAUGCAGUACGGUCUCAACGUCAAUACGACCACAGCGUGGACGCUCGUCCCGCGAAUAGUUCAGCAAUCUCCUUCCCACGGCGGAGACCUGGCCGAUGUCGUUGCCGCCUUUGAGCGAUUGCUGGUGCAGCAGAUGAUCACCCUGAUAUUCGUACUGGAGAUGAUGGGAGACACACAGAGCGUAUCGCUGGAUCUAGAGUCAUCGUGGCAUAGGGAAAUCUUGGUCACCAUAUUCAUGGCCGUCAAGCCGAUAGCCGGAGCUGGAAUCUCCGACACCGACUUUGUGGACAUGCACACGCAAAAGCUGCUAGCAGCUAGUUUGGAGUACGAACGUCAGCUUGAGGAGUCGGGCAUGCGCGGCAAGGAAGAGGUCUUUCGGAAGUGUUUCAAAUGCUCUCAAGCGGGUAAUGUAGACAGAUGA